UCACAUAGAAAAAAUCACCACAUGGCAAGACCCUAGGAAGGCAAUGAAUCAGCCCCUGAAUCACGUGAGCCUCCACCCUGCCGUCAGUUCCACACCGGUGCCUCAGAGGUCCCUGACAGUGUCCCAGCCAAAUCUUGUGAUGAAUCACCAACACCAACAGCAAGUAGUACCCAGUACCCUGAAUCCACAGAGCCACCCGACUCAGAACGCACCCACAGGACUCAUGAGCAUGCCCAAUGCACUGACCACUCAGCAGCAGCAGCAGCAGAAACUGCGGCUUCAGAGGAUCCAGAUGGAGAGAGAGAGGAUUAGGAUGCGUCAAGAGGAGCUCAUGAGGCAGGAAGCUGCCCUCUGCAGACAGCUCCCCAUGGAAGCUGAGACCUUGGCCAAUGUCAACCCACCUGCUAUGACCCCAGAUAUGAGGUCCAUCACCAACAACAGCUCAGAUCCUUUCCUCAAUGGAGGGCCCUAUCAUUCAAGGGAGCAGAGCACGGACAGCGGCCUGGGGUUAGGGUGCUACAGUGUCCCCACAACUCCAGAGGACUUCCUCAGCAACGUGGACGAGAUGGACACAGGAGAAAAUGCAGGUCAGACACCCAUGAACAUCAAUCCUCAGCAGACCCGCUUCCCUGAUUUCCUUGACUGUCUUCCAGGAACAAACGUUGACCUAGGAACUUUGGAGUCUGAAGAUCUGAUCCCUCUCUUUAAUGAUGUAGAGUCUGCUCUGAACAAAAGUGAGCCCUUUCUAACCUGGCUGUAACCACUACCAUUGUAACUUGGUGCAGCCGUGACCUGACAUUUCCUGGGCCUCAGAAGAAGCGAUGGAGCGGAGCAGGUCUGCAGUCGCACCACUUCCUGCCUCCGUAGCCAUGCUUCCUCCUUUUCAUGUGGCCAGUUUAAUCACUGCCUGGUUUUGAUUGAUGGGAACGUAAGUUAAGCAUAAACAAAUAUUCUAUUUUCAUUUUCUGCAAGCCUGCAUUUCUGUGACAGAUAAUGCAGAAUCAGGUCUGCAGGAUCAGUUAUGCGGAAUCACUUUAAAAUCUCCUCUGCCUCAUGGCCAAGCUUUAUGGGUGUUAGCUGAAAUUGUAUACACCAAUGGACUGUAAACCAUAAAAGCUGACCAUGGGCAGUGAAUUCUGACAGGCAGCUUGGUCCAGGAAAUGUGCACAAAGACCUGAUUUACAGUUUCAAAAACUGUACUGGUGAUAGUAGUAAGAAACGCUUUAAAACUUAUUUAACAUGAGCUUUGAAAAUCCUUGUAUAGAUGGUAAAUUUAUGCUGUAUGGAAUACAAUGUAGUUUUGAAUCCAUGCUGGCUCUGAUGGCUCUUCCUCUUCUGGAUUUACAAAGUUGCACAGAGCCCUAGUGUUACUCCCCUUCAUCAUUUUACUACGUAGCACCCAGACAACUUGUUCCUUCCAGCAGAAGGGUGACGGCUGCUUGAGAAUCACCGUUCUUAACACCAGAGAUCUCGUGAAAGAGACCAGUUUGCUACUAACAUAAGCAGUUAUCAAACAAACCUUUUUAAAAUUGCAGUUUGGAUUUUAUUUUUGAAAUGCAGCUUAGCAUUUGAUGUUUCUUUUAUAAAACACUAAUUUUGUAGCUUAUGAAAAAGGGCAGCCAAAUGUUUUUGAUAAAUCAGCGGCAACUAUAUUUUUCUCUUUUGAAACUGUUCUGCAACAUCAGGGCGACGUAGAUUUUAGCCUGAUGGCACACGUGAUUAGCAUUUGUGUUUUGUAAUCUGAAGCCUUGUCAGUUUUGUUUUCAAAAUUUCAAGUGUUUAAAAACAAUCCUAUCUAUGAAACUGAAGGAUGAAGCAGAUCUCUGACUGACGUGUUUAAAAAAAAAAAAAAAAAGCCCCGUUGGGGCAUAUGCUGGAGACUUACGUUUCUGAAUUCAGUAAAAUGGAUUCCUAAGUAUGUUGUUUUAAUCCUGUUUGCCAAGUUGGUAUAAAAAGACAUAAGAUAUGUACUCAAUACCUCUUAUGUAACCAACUUUUUUUAUUAGCUUUUAAGGACUGAGAGAAUCAUGUUCGCCUGGCAUGCAGGCUACCUAUACUACCAAUGAAGUCCUCAGCUGCUUAGUCUUUGAACCGACAUUAUUUAUAAUCUAUAAGUUUAAUCUCCUUUUUAAAAAAAGACACUAAGAAUCCAGGUCUCUGAGAGGACCCUUUCAAUUCCCAGAGGGGUGAGGGCUUAGUUGUUGGAUCUUCGAUAAGGUCCUUUCUGAUUGAAUGGAAUGUAAAUGUACAGAAUACAUUUGAUCUUGUUGAAAAGAAGGCAAGUGAAAAGGUCAAAAGAUGAAGCAGUAGAGGUUUGGAAUAUGGCAGGAAGGGUAUUUGAUGUGACAUGGAAAUAGACAAAUCAUAGCACCUCAAAAGCAAGACAAGCAAGAUGCUGGAGAGGUGCCCCAAAGAACAAAGCAACAGUUUUCUCCUACACCCUUUGUACCCAAAGACUCUGUUGUAGAGAAGUGGGCUUUGGUGCACUUUAUUGGGAAGGGAGGGCAGGGGAGAGAAGGGGAGGCGAGUGUCAGGGCUGUGUCAGGGCUGUGAUGUCCUGUUCAUACUGUUGGUGGACAUGUCGGCAGACAGGGCCAUCUGCCUGCUGUGAUUUCUUUUUCCUGAAGGACCCACAGUUUAUGUUCCUUUAACUCCUUUGCUCAGUCUGAGCACUCUGUGAGAGAGGUGGGUAGAUACUUAGGUUGCUGCUACUUGAAAGAGAGCACUCCUUCAUUCUUUUCUUAGCAAAAAUGGCAAAAAAGAGUUGUACAUUCUUUCUAAGGAAUAAAAAAACCAAAAUAAAAAACAAGGGACCUAUCAAAACUCAGCAGUGUUACUGUAUUUUAAAAAAAUAUUUUUAUAGGCUUGUUUUCAGGUUAUUAAAUGUAGUAGAACACAGAAACAGGCAUUCUUUUUUAAAGUAGUUAAGUCAUUGAUGAUUUAUGUUAUCAAAUUUUACAAGUAAUUUUCUAGGAAGCUUGUGGCAUUAUGAAAUACUAGGAUGAUUUUUUUAGUAAAAUUAGUUGAAACAUUUUUAAUGAAUAUAAUAUUUUUCCAGAAUGAGAUAUGGCCCCUGGCUGUUUACUAGUAGAUAAAGCCAGAUGAUAGAGUUUUUGUUAUUGCUUUUAAGGCCAUAAAAUAUUAAAGAUCAUAAAAACUAAAAAUUUGAAAUAAGAGCAACUUUUUUUUUUCAGUGCUGGGGCUUGACCCCCAAGACUUCAUGCAUGGGAAGCAAGCGCUCCAUGACUGAGCUACACCCCAACACUUUCUCUCACUGGUUCUUUAGUAUUAUAAGUAUUAAUAUUCCCUCGGAAUUCAUAAUAAGGUGCUAUUCAUAUAAUAUUUCGUAUUGUAAGACAACUGCCAGAAUAUCUAGUCUUUUAAGUCCUGAAUCAACAUUUUAUCAUCUCAUCCCAAAAUUUUGUCAUAGAAAAGGCAAAUUUAAAAAGUCAGAUUUAAAACCUUUUUUUUUCCUGAUAAGAUGCAUUUUACUGAAGCAAAUAAAUAGUUAAAACCUAUAGGUAAUUCUGUUCAGUUUAGGUAAUUACUAGGCAGUGUUUCUAUGUCAUAUUUAGGUUGAAAUGCAUUUCUUUCACUGAUUUUGUAAUGGGAAGGAUAUAAAACAGUAAGAGUUUUAGCGUCGUGGGAGCUGCUGAGCAGAAAAGCUCAAGUACAAGGUUAUGUGAAGUGAGAGGAGUGUCACUGCGUACAGUGUGUUCUUAUGAUGGAAUUAGAAAGCGAUGUCUGCAAGGAUAAUGUCUGUGUAAAAAAAAUAAGCUGUUAAAAAAGGAAACUGUAGAUUAAUUUAAUUGGGAAAAUGGGUGAUUAACAGAGACCGUUUCCCUAACACUAUUAUUUACAGGCUAGUGCUUAAACUUUAAAAAAAUAUUUACUUCUACUUUUUGUCAAAUGAUGCAUGUGUGUUUAUUUUUAAUUCAGAAUGUUGUGCAUACAGAAAAUAUGCAGCCAAAUCUAUAAAUCAAACUAUUUUAUCUGGAGUUUGGUACAGGUUUUUACUUCUCUGAUUCUAUAUAAAAAAUAAAUACAAUUGAAUUUCCACUUGAA
This is a messenger RNA of Nannospalax galili (Upper Galilee mountains blind mole rat), 4065 nucleotides long. RefSeq names its product WW domain containing transcription regulator 1 (gene Wwtr1). Gene Ontology annotation, biological process: positive regulation of transcription by RNA polymerase II; hippo signaling. Gene Ontology annotation, molecular function: transcription coactivator activity; transcription corepressor activity; protein binding. Gene Ontology annotation, cellular component: cytoplasm; nucleus. NCBI's taxonomy places the organism in Eukaryota, Metazoa, Chordata, Mammalia, Rodentia, Spalacidae. The record is from RefSeq and is a predicted model, not a curated record.